CGUAGACGAAGCACAGAGAGAGAGAGAGAGAGAGAAAGAAGGCAACUUCUGGGUUUUGGAGAGUUGUUUCCUCCACUUCCUCUUCUCUUCUCUUCUCUUCUUCUCCGCUCGCCUUAUCCUCCAUCUGUUAUGUUUUUGGCCUGUGUCGUUGUUUGAAUGCUGCAAUGCGCUCCUCUGAUACGAAGCAGUGUGGGUGUUCGUUGCAUGGCCUGUAACUGUGCAUUGGUGGCUACGACUGGGCUGCAGGCGGAGGGGGAGUAGGAGGUGGAGGUGGAGGUGACGGGAUCUGAAUAAAAGAGCGGAAGGAAGGAAGCGGUGUCGGUCGCGGCCUGGCCCAGAUGUCCCGCCCCGGCGAGCCCAGCGGACGGGCCGGGAGGCGGACCGAGCUCGACCCGGUGGUUUACCGGUUCGGCUCCGCGUUGGCUCUCCGCGAGGGGCCGGGCAAGGACAAGGUUGACGACAACGGCGGCCCCCUCGGCUCCCCGGUUUCCCCCCUCCGGCCACGCGUUUCUGCGGCCGCCAACACCAGCAGCAGCUCCAGCUCCUCCGGCUCCGCGCCUGGCAAGCCCCCGGCCCCGGCGUCCUGCGAUACCAGCCCCACCGCUGCCGCAGACCGCAGCAGGGGCUCCAAGCCCGGGCACCGUCGCUCGAGCUCUGGCCCGCUGAUCUUCUCUGACCGCAACGGUGGCAGCGGCGGCGGUAGUAGCUCGGCGAGUUCUCCGCUGACCAAUGUGCUUCCCGCGGGCAAUAUCUGCCCCUCGGGGAAGAUCACCGGCAUGGUGCCAAGGACCACGGCCAGGAGCGACGUGCUCGGCUCCGGCACCGGGAACUACGGCCACGGCAGUAUCGUGCGCGGCGGGACGAGCGGUGGCGUCCCGAGAAUCGAUGCGGGGACUGGGAGCUUGGUGGAUCCGAGUGCGAGGAGACCGACGGCUAGCGCGGACCCGCAGUUGGUGACGAAGGCGGGGAACGAGCAAUACAAGAGGGGGAACUACGUCGAGGCUUUGAGGUUCUACGAUAAGGCGGUGGCGAUGUUCCCAGGCAAUGCUGCGUGCCGGAGCAACCGUGCGGCUGCGCUGAUGGGGCUGGGUAGGCUGGGAGAGGCCGUGAGGGAGUGCGAGGAGGCGGCCCGGCUGGAUCCGGCGAAUGGGCGGGUGCACCACCGGCUGGCGUGUCUUUACCUACGGUUAGGGCAGAUUGAGAAUGCAAGGCUGCACAUUUUCUCAACAGGGAAUCAGCCUGACCCUGUCGAAUUGCAGAAGCUGCAAACAGUGGAGAGGCAUUUAGGGAAAUGCGGAGAGGCAAGGAAGAUAGGUGAUUGGAAAAGUGCAUUAAGGGAAGCUGAUGCUGCCAUCGUAGCAGGAGCAGAUUCUUCUCCCCUGCUAAUUGCAAUGAAAUCAGAAGCCCUUCUCCGGCUCCAUCAAAUUGAUGAGGCUGACUCGGCUCUAACAAGCUCACCUAAAUUUGAGAUGUUAUGUGCACCCUACUUGAAUACCAAGUUUUUUGGUAUGCAUCCAGAGGCCUAUGUGUACAUUGUCCGUGCACAAGUUGACGUGGCACUGGGAAGGUUUGAAAAUGCAGUUGAAGUAGCUGAAAAGGCUAAGUGGAUGGAUUCUAGAAGCAUAGAGGUGGCAAUGAUACUGAACAAUGUGAAAUCAGUUGUAAAAGCUCGAAUUCAAGGGAAUGAGCUCUUCAAAUCAGGACAUUUUGCAGAAGCAAUCACUGCUUAUGGCGAAGGGCUCAAGUAUGAUCCUUCAAAUCCAGUCCUCCUAUGCAACAGAGCAGCUUGCCGGUCAAAGCUUGGACAAUGGGAGAAGUCUCUCGAAGAUUGCAACCAAGCCCUCAGAAUCCAACCCAGUUAUAUCAAGGCUCUUCUCAGACGUGCUGACUCCAAUGCCAAGCUCGAGCGAUGGGCUGAAUCAGUACAAGAUUAUGAAGUCCUCAGCAAGGAGCUUCCACAUGACCCCGAGGUGGCUGAAGCCCUGUUCCAUGCUCAAGUUGCACUAAAGAUGUCUCGGGGUGAAGAAAUCUCUAAUAUGAAGUUUGGUGGUGAGGUCGAGGAGGUUACAAGUUUGGAACAGUUCCAAGCAGCAAUAUGCUUACCGAGAGCUUCUGUCAUCUGCUUCAUGGCAGUAUCCAAUCAGAAAUGUUCCCAGAUCACACCAUUUGUCAAUUCACUGUGCAUACGAUACCCAUCUGCAAAUUUUCUCAAGGUUGAUGUCGACAAGAGCCCCACCGUCGCGAAGGCAGAGAACGUGAGGGUACUCCCCACAUUCAAGAUCUACAAAAGUGGGACAAGGAUGAAGGAGAUGAUUUGUCCCAGUCAACAGGUGUUGGAGUAUUCUGUGAGGCACUACAGUCUCUGAGGAGUUGAGACACUGGUUCGAUUCCAUUAUUGCACUGCCACCUUAUCUACAUCCAUUAAUAUAAAUGUCAGAUCCCACUAUGUGGUAACUCAUUGAGUCAAAACAUGAACUGGAGUGGUGGAGAAGAGAUUUCCUCCAUUUUCUGAGUCAUUCAAAUCUAGAGUAAGAGAUCAUGUCCCAUGUCCUGCCCAGAGGAUGCUCCUGAAUUCCAUAUGUACCAACUACAUAAUUCAUUUAGUUCUGCAGCCACAGGCAGAUUUUUUUUUGGUGUAUAUACAUCAUGUACAUGAACACUGGAAUCCAUUGGGGUGAUCUUGUAUAUGAUGCUGGUCGAACCGGGCGGUAAGAGAAGUGAGAGAGAGAGAGAGAUAGAGAGAGAGAGGGAGUUUGGGUAUAUCAAUUUAUUGUUACUAUCACCAAUGUUUAAUUUUGCUACUGCCACUGUUGCUGGUGGUGGUUUAUAUAUAUAAUGUGCUUCCAUUUCUGCA
This is a messenger RNA of Musa acuminata subsp. malaccensis (wild Malaysian banana), 2854 nucleotides long. Its product is annotated as TPR repeat-containing thioredoxin TTL1-like. Gene Ontology annotation, molecular function: protein binding. Lineage: Eukaryota; Viridiplantae; Streptophyta; Magnoliopsida; Zingiberales; Musaceae. The record is from RefSeq and is a predicted model, not a curated record. Gene Ontology annotation, cellular component: cytoplasm.